This is a messenger RNA of Zingiber officinale, 2370 nucleotides long. Its product is annotated as protein ACTIVITY OF BC1 COMPLEX KINASE 3, chloroplastic-like. NCBI's taxonomy places the organism in Eukaryota, Viridiplantae, Streptophyta, Magnoliopsida, Zingiberales, Zingiberaceae. The coding region runs from base 66 to 2174 and encodes 702 amino acids. Gene Ontology annotation, molecular function: protein kinase activity; ATP binding. Gene Ontology annotation, biological process: protein phosphorylation. The record is from RefSeq and is a predicted model, not a curated record. The transcript is spliced from 7 exons.
AAAAAAACUAAGAGGCAUUUCAUCGAGCACGUCUCGCUGGUGCUGCUGGUGCCGUCGCUCCUUCGAUGGAUGUCGCCGCCCUCUCCCUCCCCUCGCCGCCUUUUCCGGCUUGCCGUUGGAGGCCCCGACUCCCCCGCGCCGCUAUCGUCCAGGCCCCUCCCGUCCCCGCCGGCGGCAACGGCACCGCAAGAGGCGGGCAGUACCCCGUCCUCCUCCCCGCCGCUGUUUCCUCCGCCUCUCUCUCCGUCGUCCGCAGAGACCGCGCCGAGGACAUGCAAGCGGAGGCGCGCGCUAUGGGCCGCGCCGCUAAUGCCACCAUCUACAGCCCUGAGCUCCUCGCCGCCAAAUACUCUUCCAGGCCCUUCAAGCUGGUCUCACGGACUGUGGAGAUCUUCACGGCGUUGGGCGCAUUCGCGUUUAAGUUACUCUUGGAUCAACGGCAGGGUCAGUUCGACCAGCGGAAGCGGCAGCGAGCGGCGGAGCUGACGAAAACCCUAACGCAAUUAGGGCCGACGUUUGUGAAGAUUGGGCAGGGCUUAUCUACUCGUCCCGACAUUUGCCCGCCGGAAUACCUCGACGAGCUCUCCGAGUUGCAGGACGCACUCCCAACGUUUCCCGACGAGACGGCAUUCGCCUGUAUUGAGAGUGAACUGGGUGUGUCUCUGGAUUCCAUUUACUCAGCCAUCUCGCCGGAGCCCAUUGCAGCUGCCAGUCUUGGCCAGGUCUACAAAGCUCAGCUUAAGCAAACAGGCCAGUUUGUUGCAGUCAAGGUGCAAAGGCCAGGAAUUGAAGAAGCCAUUGGGUUGGAUUUUUACCUUCUCAGAGGUCUGGGUUUUCUUGUGAACAAGUAUGUUGAUUUUAUUUCCAGUGAUGUUGUUGCUCUCAUUGAUGAAUUUGCAAAAAGGGUUUACCAGGAACUUAAUUAUGUUCAGGAGGGUAAAAAUGCUCGGAGAUUUAGGAAGUUAUAUGCUGACAAAGAAGAAGUGUAUGUACCAGAUAUAUAUUGGGAUUACACUAGUGCAAAAGUACUCACCAUGGAUUGGGUGGAUGGGGUAAAGCUUAACGAGCAAGAAGCCAUUGAGAAGAGAGGUUUGAAGAUGUUAAAUCUGGUCGAUAUAGGUAUUCAGUGUAGCUUGAGGCAGUUGCUCGAAUAUGGCUAUUUUCAUGCUGAUCCUCAUCCUGGUAAUCUUCUAGCGACGCCAGAGGGCAAAUUGGCUUUCAUUGAUUUCGGUAUGAUGAGUGAAACACCAGAAGAAGCAAGAUCUGCUAUAAUCGGUCAUGUGGUUCAUAUGGUUAACAGGGAUUAUAAUGCUAUGGCUCGUGAUUACUAUGCAUUAAAUUUUCUCACAUCGGAUGUAGAUGUGUCUCCAAUUGUGCCUGCUCUUAAGAAUUUCUUUGACGGUGCACUUAACUCGACUGUAAGCGAGCUCAACUUUAAGACUAUUGUGGAUGGUCUGGGAAAUGUUCUUUAUCAGUAUCCUUUUAAUGUACCGGCAUAUUAUGCACUAAUAUUGAGGUCGCUUACUGUGCUAGAAGGUCUAGCUCUUUAUGCUGACCCAAACUUUAAGGUGCUUGCUGCUUCAUAUCCAUAUUUUGCUAAAAGACUCCUGACUGAUCCAAAUCCUUAUCUUAGAGAUGCUCUAAUUGAAUUGUUGUUCCAAGAUGGCAGAUUCAGGUGGAAUAGGCUUGAGAACCUUCUUGUGCAAGGACAGAAAGAUCGAGAUUUCACUACCAAAGAUGCUUUGCAACCUGUUUUGAAGCUCCUUCUGGGUCCUGAUGGCGAGGAACUACGAGGACUUGUUGUGCAAGAGGCAGUUCGGGUCACUGAAGCUAUUGUCUUAGGUUCAAUGAUAGAUACGUAUGAUUCCAUGCCUGACUUUAUGAAGGUUGUGGUCAACAAUGGUAAUACAAAUGGACCUUUUAAGCUAAGCGACGGUGAACAAGCAAGGAUGCUAGAACUUCGAGAUAGAGUGCUCAGAGUGUGGAGUCUUUUGAGAUCUUCAGAUAGUUUUGAUCCAAGCCUUUUGCAGCCACUGGUACAGGUACUGGAAGAACGGGAAGCCCGGAACCUUGGCGGGCGUAUUUUUGGGGGAGUUACUCAACGCCUAUCGGCCCGACUGCUGCAACAGGUUCUCAGAUCUCCAACCACUGUGUCUGCUGCUGCUCUUCAAUGACCAUAACAACUGGGUAAUGAUAGAGCAUGCUCUUCAUUUACAAGCUCUUCAUUACUAUCAUUUCUGUACUAAUCUUGAAUGAGUAAACUGUAAAUUGCAAUCCUUUAUUGUGAUUUAAUGGUUUUCCCCUAAAAGAUUAAUGUUAGAAUGAUGUCUAUAUUUCAAUGGAUUUGCUGUUGCUGUUGGUCACUCUUAA